AGCACAGGCGGGAUGGGGGAUGGGGGGUAGGGGGGUGGUUGUGCCGGGCAGCAGGGAUUACAACAUCGCCCAGCAUGUUGCUACCACUCUGAUGUUCUCUCACUAAUGUCUCACUGCCCGGGUUCAGAGGAGCAGCGCUGGCCUGCGGAGACUCGACGCGUAACACACCUGUUGAUCUAGAACUACGCAAAAAAAAAAAAAUAGACGUCUUCUGUCCCUUUCAUCUUCACAUCAGCUCCGGAGUGAUGGAGAAUCUGAGGCGGAAGAUAGAGGUCAUGUCGCCGCGAAUAUGCCCGAGUUCACAGGCUCCAUCUGACCAGGAUUCCAAGGCCCAGAGUAAUGGGAAAGAAGGGAAAGUCCACUUGAGGAGAGAAAUCUCCCUUAUGAACGGGAUCUGCCUGAUUGUGGGGAACAUGAUCGGCUCUGGGAUCUUUGUCUCCCCGAAGGGGGUGCUCAUGCACAGCUCCUCCUACGGGCUGUCUCUGGUCAUUUGGGCCGUCGGAGGCGUGUUCUCAGUGUUUGGCGCUUUGUGCUACGCGGAGCUCGGCACCACCAUCCCCAUGUCCGGGGCCAGCUACGCCUACAUCCUGGAGUCGUUCGGAGGCUUCCUCGCCUUCAUCCGUCUGUGGACGUCCAUCCUGCUGAUCGAGCCGGCCAGCCAGGCGGUGAUUUCACUGACCUUCGCCAACUACCUGGUGGAGGCUUUCUACCCCACCUGCCAGCCGCCGUACGAUGCUGUCCGGCUUAUCGCUGCAGCCUGUCUGUGUCUGCUCAUCUUCACUAACUGUGCCUCAGUGAAGUGGGGGACGCGAGUCCAGGACAUUUUCACUUACGCCAAACUCAUGUCGCUGUGCCUCAUCAUCAUCGUAGGAAUAAUCAAAAUGGCAUCUGGAGAGUCAAAGAGCUUUGAUAGUCCGUUCGAGGGCUCCACCACUGAUCCCGGAGCCAUGGCUUUGGCCCUCUACUCGGCCCUGUUCUCCUACUCUGGCUGGGACACACUCAACUUUGUCACUGAAGAGAUUCAGAAUCCAGAGAGGAACUUGCCCCUGGCCAUUGCCAUCUCCAUGCCCAUUGUUACCAUCAUCUACCUGCUGACCAAUGUUGCGUACUACGUGGUUUUGGACAUGGCGUCCCUGCUGGACAGUGACGCCGUUGCUGUGACCUUUGGGAAUGCGGCCCUCGGGCCUUUCAAGUGGAUCAUCCCCGUUUCAGUGGCCAUGUCUUGCUACGGAGGACUCAAUGCUUCGAUCAUAUCUGCCUCGCGGCUGUUUUUUGUUGGCGCCAGAGAGGGCCACCUCCCCAACAGCCUGAGUCUGAUCCACACGCAGCGCUACACACCCAUACCUGCACUGCUUUUCAACGGGUUAAUGGGUCUGAUCUUCCUGUGUGUGGAGGACGUGUUCCAGCUCAUCAACUACUUCAGCUUCAGCUACUGGCUCUACGUGGGUCUGUCGGUGGCCGGCCUCAUCUACCUGCGCAUCACUCAGCCAGACAGACACAGGCCGGUUAAGUUGAGUUUGUUCUUCCCCUUCGUCUACUGUCUGUGUAGCCUGUUCUUAGUCAUCGUUCCUCUGUACGGAGACACCAUCAAUUCCCUCAUAGGGAUUGGCAUUGCACUGUCCGGGGUGCCCGUCUACUAUGUGGCCAUCUACCUGCCUGAUGAGAGGAGGCCGAAAUUCCUACGCAAGUUAAACAACUUUGCCACCAGAUCGAUCCAGGUGCUGCUCUGCUGCUGUCUGACUGAAUUUGACACCGAGACAGAAGCAGGCGGUAAAACGCAGUGAGCUGCAGACCCUCCAUCGCUCUUUGGCCAUCUUCCUGCAGGAGGACUAUGUUUUGGCCAAAUGUCAAUGUUCAUUGCGCUCACAAACUCAGGAGCAAGGGCGGAGUGACGUGGCGCCGGCUCGCAGCGUUUGUGAGGAUUACUUCUCCCUGGUCAAGUUUUAAAAAAGGCCCGACAUCCCAAAUGACUCAUCACGAAGGAGCCGGCUGUGGCUUUCUUGUGAAAAUGCGAUGCCCUUUUAUCCACAGACAUCAGGAGAUUUCUUCUCUGAGGAUUUCAUCUACCUACGGAAUAAAUACAGGCACUUUUUUAUUUUUUGGACUUGUGUGAAGAUGUGUUGUACUUUGCAUUGCUUUGCUUUGUUUGAAAUAAAAGCAACAAGUGAUGGUGUUCGAAUUCAAUCAGGCAGUCCAGGGGAAUGUCGAGAGUCCGUGUGAUAAUUACAACACGACCCUGACUCCCUGCAAACGCCAUUCGACCUCUGCAGCUCAUCCUGAAUGCAGCAGCUCCACUGGUCUUUAACCUUCCUAAAUUCUCCCACACUACUCUGCACUGGCUGCCCGAGGGUCCAGUCUACAUCCAGGACAUGGUCAAACAAAUACAUAUAAUGUACAUGUACAUAUAAUAUCUAUAAGUUGUAAAUCGGCUUAUUUGAUGAAAUUGCACUCUCUUGUUUCUUGUUCUUCUGGGUGUGAAUCCUUAUGUUUGAAAUGCACUUAUUGUAAGUUGCUUUGGAUAAAAGUGUCUAAAGCUAAAUGACGUGUAAUGUAAUUUCACAAAUGUGAAGACUAUGAAUUCGUUCAUUUCAAACAAUAUUUGGGGAUUGAUUCCUGAGGAGCUCCACUUUGAAACAGAAGUUCACGAAGACAGCUUAACAGUCACAGUGUAUUUGACAGAUUUUAUGAAGGUUUGAUUUGCAGGCAUGAUUCUCUUCAUCACGAGGAGCGUUUUCUUUCAGAUCCAUCAACCUGAGCCUUCUGGGAGAGACACAAGUAAGGCUGACCUCAACCAAAGAGAGAAUGCUCAAAUCCUUUUCACAACUCAUCGAUAAGUUGAUUUCAGUGGAACUGAGUUUCUCCACAACAAAAUCACACAAACGCACCACUUUGCUUGGAAAUAAGUGACACAUUUUUAUUUUU
Molecule: messenger RNA, 2922 nt
Organism: Pungitius pungitius (ninespine stickleback)
Lineage: Eukaryota; Metazoa; Chordata; Actinopteri; Perciformes; Gasterosteidae
Product: Y+L amino acid transporter 2
Exons: 10
Coding region: 246-1784 (512 amino acids)
Biological process (GO): amino acid transmembrane transport
Cellular component (GO): membrane
Molecular function (GO): L-amino acid transmembrane transporter activity
Source: RefSeq, a predicted model, not a curated record